AUGGAACUCAACCGAGAACAUUUUCGCGCCAUAAUUUAUUACAACUUUCAGAGACAAUUAUCGCAACAAGAAUGCCUUGCUGAGUUACUGUCUGUUUUCGGCAACGAAGCGCCACAUCAGUCGACAAUUUCCCGUUGGUAUGGAGAAUUCAAACCUGGACGGGUGAGUCUUAGCGACGAUCCCAGGGUGGGUGCACCAAAAACGGCAGUCACGCAGAAAAACGUCGAUGCUGUGCGCAAACUCAUCAUUGAAUAUAGACAUGUGACAUAUCGCGAGAUUGAGACGUCCUUGAAGAUCUCAAAGACCUCAAUUCAAAAAAUGUUACAUGAAGAAUUAGGAGUAAAAAAAAUAGUUUCACGUUGGAUACCCCACCUGUUGACUGAAGAGCAGAAAGCAGCCAGGUCGGCUGUUUGGGUGUUCCAAGCUGAAGAAAAGCCAACAAAAGUCAUCCGUUCUCGAAGUGCUUCGAAAAAGAUGGUUGCGACAUUUGUGUCAAAAGCGGAUCAUAUUGGAACAAUUCUUCUUAAUGAGGAAAGAACUGUUACUGCGUAUUGGUAUACCACCAUUUGUUUGCCAAAAGUCAUCCCCGAGCUUCGAAAAAUCAACCCCGAAAGAAGAAUCAUCCUCCACCAAGACAAUGCAAGCUCGCACACAGCCCAAAAAACAAGGCAGUAUUUAACGGAAGAAAACUUGGAAUUAUUGGACCAUCCUCCAUAUAGUCCCGAUCUAAGUCCUAACGAUUUCUUUACUUUCCCGAAAAUUAAAAACAGACUGCUUGGUCAAAGGUUCCAGUCACUAGAAGAAGCAGUUGACGCAUUCAAAAAUGCCGUUUUGGAUCUGCCAGCAAACGAGUGGAAUAAGUGCUUCGAAAAUUGGUUCGAGCGCAUGCAGAUGUGUAUUAAUCUUCUAUCAGGACUAAUGAUUUAG
This is a messenger RNA of Acanthoscelides obtectus, 927 nucleotides long. The record is from the annotation of a GenBank genome assembly. NCBI's taxonomy places the organism in Eukaryota, Metazoa, Arthropoda, Insecta, Coleoptera, Chrysomelidae.